Molecule: messenger RNA, 288 nt
Organism: Arabis nemorensis
Lineage: Eukaryota; Viridiplantae; Streptophyta; Magnoliopsida; Brassicales; Brassicaceae
Source: the annotation of a GenBank genome assembly
AUGAUUCUCCUCUCUGAUCUUGAGUUGUUGCCUUCUAGCAAUUGGUUUUCUCCUUCAUUCAUAUAUUGUACUUGUACCUCCAGCAAUCUACCUGAAUCUGAGCUGUAUACUCUAGUUUGGCAAGGAUUACCAGGGGAAUCACCCAUGGAGAGGCGUUCAAGAGCUAGUCUUCAUGAUUUUGGUGUGCUUGAAGCUUCACCGAUAUCACUCGGCAUCGGAAGAUACACUGGAUUUACUGAAGACAUAUCAAGCUGCCUCAAAGUUGAAGCAAGGCCAAUAUCGGGCUAA